GCUAUUCUCAGACGAUUCCACAUAUUUUACUGUUGUUCACGAAUUGAAAAUAGUGUUCAGUAUGAAAAUAGAAAACUAGAUUUUCUGUGUUCCGCCCAGUGACUCAAAGGGAAGUUGAUAUGAUAACCAUCCAUUUCAUUUAUUCAGUUGUGAUUGAGCCACACAAUGAAAUAUCAGUAGUUGCAAUUAUAUGUUAGAACGUUGUUGACAACAUUUAAGAAUCAUUUUUCGUUUUAUGCCAGGUUUCUCAUUUUUUUAUGCUUGUGUAAAGGUAGAACUUCAAAAUGCGUCAUAUUCCUGGUUUCGGCAUUCUCCUGUUCUUCCUAAUAGAAGGAUCUGCCAGUCAGGAAUUCAACAUAACCCCAAUAACAACAAGCUCUGGACUCUACUACGAGAAAAUAGGGGAUGUUUUGCUUUCCAACAGUAACUGGGAAUUUGUAACGUCUGUAGAUUAUGGCGGAUACCUCCUCUUUUACCAAUAUUUGCAAAACCAAGCAGAAAAAUUGCACGGAUUUUGUCAGGAAUACCAGUCGAAGUAUUGCGAAGAAAGGUAUGAAAUCAUUAGAACCAGUAUGGACAGUAUAGCGAGCACAGACGAAAUCCUUGCCAAUUUUUUGGGAACAGAGGCCAAAAGGAGAGUCAAACGAUUUUGGUUUGAAGCCUUCAAAAUUGCUGCACCUUAUUUACUGAAACCCUUAGGAGAAGGCUUUUCAAAGCUUAUUUCUGGGGGAAAUAUUGAUAAGCGGCGUCUGCAGGAGUAUGAAAGCCAAAUAUCUCAGUUGAGACAAGGCCAGGAAGACAUUAUUAAUGAGCUAGGCGCCCAAAGAACAAUGUUCCAGCUGGAUUCAGAAAAGAAAGGAAACCAAAUCAAUUUCCUCAAGAGAACCCAGGAGGGUAUCCAAAAUGAACUAAAAAUCCUCAAGAAUACAGUUGGGCAGAACUUCGAAGAACACGAGAAGAAAAUUAAAGACUUGAAUGAUAUGCUUAGCGAAACCAAUCGUAAGCUGAAGCAGCAAGAAGACAGACAACGACAGUUGAUCAGUGACGUGGAACAUAUAAAAAACGACGUUGAAAAUAUUUACGACAAUUUGGACAGUAUCGAAAAAGAAAUCAGCAUCAACAGAAAUGAUAUCAAUGCUACGAAAAUCGAAACAAAACUCAAUACAAUAUCCAUUAAUUUUAACUUUCUGUUAUCUCGUUUCGAAGCCGAGCAGAAAACACUCCUGGACGUUGUUCAAAACGCGAAUAGAGGUUUCUUGGAUCCUUACAUUAUCACUCCUUUACAUCUGAUAGAAAUGCUGAGAAUUAUACAACCCAUGUUACCGGAAGAUAGCAGACUACCAUUUCAUCCCACCUUCGAGAAUGCUAGAACCCUUUACAACAUCAUCAAACCAACAAUCUUCCUGCACAACAACAAAAUCUUGUUUAUCUUGCAAAUUCCUUUGGUGCAUACCAAGUCUUUUGAAAUUUUCAAAAUGACAAGCUUUCCGAUGCAAGUGGCGCGGGACAAAUACGUUUAUGUUUCCCCAAAGAAGGAGUAUUUGCUAGUUAACGAUAAGCAGACUCAUUUGUUGGAGUACGUUUUGACAUCAGCUGCGAACUUCAGGGAGUUUUGUCAGAAUCUCGGGAGAGGAAUGUAUAUUUGCGACCACAUUCAACAGACAAAUGGACCUUCAUCGAACCUAGAGUGCGAAGUUCAGUUGUUCUCAAACAAAAAGGAACUUUCUGGAAGCUGCAAUACGAGGGUGAUGAAACUAAAGAAACCUGUUUUCAUCAAACUUCUGGAAUAUGGAGCUUGGAUAUAUGUUGCACCAUAUAACGAAAACCUGGUAAUAUCCUGCGAUGGUGGUUCGAGAAAAAAUGUUAACCUCAAAGGAGUCGGAUUUCUAAAUUUAUCCAAAGACUGCACAGCCCAAACUUCAGAGUUUAGCCUUCGGUAUACCUCUGGUUCCAAACCUGUUGACGUUUCUGGAUCUUAUUCUCCUGUCAUGAAGCUCACAGAUUAUAUCGACACGUCUAGGAUAGAAGCGUUCGACGCGGAAUCGUUUGACAAUCACAAACAGGUGAUUUUACCGUUCGAGCUGGGAGAAUUGGAUACCGCAAGCGUAGGGAUCAGGGAUAUAAAAUCUUUGAAUGACGGAACUGACUAUACUACUGUAAUAUAUGUAGUUGCUCUAGUCAUAGUUGUGAUGAUAGGGAUUGUUUUAUUCAGGAAGUCGAUAAGCCAGUUAUGCUUCAGAAGAAAAUGUACACAGCGAGAAAAUCAGGAUAUACCAUCAAGGUAUCAAUACUCCACAGCACCAAAUAACGAAAUCGUGACAAAACAAUUUCCAUAAUGCCUAAAAUCAUAUACCCACCGCAUGCUUCGAAAGUGAAAAAACAGUACAAAACAUUCAAAAAAAGUUUCUGGGAAAGGUUCCAAUCUUUUUCCUGGAUAUUGGUUGAUGUAAUUGGGUGUGAUAUUGAUGGAAACUCAAGGUCAAAUAAUAAAAAUUGUAUUUGAAUUCAAAGGCAGGUUUAUUUUACAAAAGGAAAACUUAUAUUGUUUAUAACAAUGAAAAAGAAAAUGGAAAUUUUACUUCAGAAUAUUUGACUAGUUCUCGCUAUGACCAUGACCCUCAGAGUCUCAGCUCUAGUUCAAGGUCAUUCUCAAAUGUGAAACCUUUCCUUUCAGUGAUAUUCUAAACCUUUCUUUCCUCACGAUCUUCAAAAUCUUGGCAUCUCCUUUCCUUAAUGAAGGCAAGGAGAUGUAGAUCUGAUUACUGAAGAGGUCAUAUGCCUCUGCAAAACUGACUUCUAGGGUCAAGAUCGUAAUGCUGGAGGUCGUUGAGAACGUAUCCUGACGUGAAAUUUAACACUUUUCAAAUAUGGGUUUCCGUGAAAAAACUGACCUUAGCCUUGAUUUGACCAUCGAGGUGAUGCUCGAAAUCGAAUCUAUAUCAUCGAAUUACCAGAAAAAAUAUCAAAACUGUUUUCUGUAACUAUUUUUCCGUUAAAAGCUUUCCUCAAAAGUUA
This is a messenger RNA of Leptinotarsa decemlineata (Colorado potato beetle), 3015 nucleotides long. RefSeq lists its product as uncharacterized. Lineage: Eukaryota; Metazoa; Arthropoda; Insecta; Coleoptera; Chrysomelidae. The record is from RefSeq and is a predicted model, not a curated record.